AUGAUGUCCUCUAGAAGUAAUACUAUAACUAAUAACAGUUCAAGUGACAUCAGCUCUUUGGGAGACGACAUUUUCGGGUAAGUGUUGGGUUGAUUCACUUGGUUUCGAUACCAAUAGAGAUGAACUUCAUUGUCUCAGAGCGCCGCUUCCUGCUCCAACUCCAACUAGAAACGCUUGCCAGUUGCCGGUUGCGAUGUUCAAUUCGGUUUGCUUCACGUUCACCUUCAUCUUCAACAAACUGACGAAGCCAUGGGUGGCGACAGAGCUGGAGUAG
Molecule: messenger RNA, 274 nt
Organism: Caenorhabditis sp. 36 PRJEB53466
Lineage: Eukaryota; Metazoa; Nematoda; Chromadorea; Rhabditida; Rhabditidae
Source: the annotation of a GenBank genome assembly